UUGUGAGGUGCAUCUGUCUGUGCGUUUUUGUAGCCACCGUAUCGACUUCAGUGUUUAUCUGGUUGUCAUGGCGGAGGGACGUGGAGAACUACAGCCUCAGCCGCCGAUUCACCUACCACCGGCCAGCAAGCGACCUUGCUUGCGACCCGCUCCUCGUGGACCGGGUCCGGGGCCCGGGCCGGGAUAUCCGAACUCUCGUCUUCGCUGUCCGGAGUCUCUUUUGGACUGUGCUGCUAAGGCCGUAGCUGAGAAAUGGGCCUUCGAAAGAGUGGAGGAACGCUUCGAGCGGAUCCCCGAGCCAGUUCAGCGCCGCAUAGUGUACUGGUCAUUCCCGAGGAACGAAAGGGAAAUUUGUAUGUAUUCGUCGUUUCAGUGUCGCGUUGCGGGUGAAGAUCCAUGGGCCGUUGGCUCAAGCGCUUCCGCUGGGUCUGGGGCUGUCCCUGGAGGGGUUACAACCACACCGGGGAACACGGGGGCAGGGGCCACCGGAGAUGGGCUCCCUUUCCGCCGGGGGAUCCGGCUUUUGGAGACCGGUUGUGUGGAAAAUGUCUUACAAGUCGGUUUCCACCUCAGCGGCACGGUCACGGAGCCGGCGACGGCGACGGACCCCGAGGUCACGCACCGCGUGGCCAUCAGCUUCGACCGCUGCAAGAUCACCUCGGUGACGUGCGGCUGCGGCAACCGCGACAUCUUCUACUGCGCGCACGUGGUGGCGCUCUCGCUCUACCGCAUCCGCAAGCCGGAGGCGGUGAAGCUGCGGCUGCCCAUCUCCGAGACGCUCUUCCAGAUGAACCGCGACCAGCUGCAGAAGCUGGUGCAGUACCUCAUCGCCGCGCACCACACCGAGGUGCUGCCCACCGCCCAGAAGCUCGCCGACGAGAUCCUCUCCUCCAACUCGCAGAUCAACCAAGUCAACGGUGCCCCGGAUCCCACCGCUGGGGCUAGUAUUGACGAUGACAACUGCUGGCACUUGGACGAGGAGCAAGUCAGGGAGCAGGUCAAACAGUUCCUCUCCCAAGGCGGCUACUACGGCACAGGCAAACAACUCAACUCCAUGUUUGCCAAGGUGAGGGAGAUGCUUCGGAUGCGCGACUCCAACGGCGCCCGCAUGCUGACUCUCAUCACCGAGCAGUUCAUGGCCGACCCUCGCCUGUCACUAUGGCGACAGCAGGGCACGGGAAUGACGGACAAGUGUCGCCAGCUCUGGGACGAGCUAGGUGCCCUGUGGGUGUGCAUCGUGCUGAACCCGCACUGCAAGAGCGAGGAGAAGGGCAUGUGGCUGAAGCAGCUGAAGAAGUGGGGCGACAUGGACAUCUGCCCUCUGGAGGACGGCAACUACGGCAGCGAGUUGCCCAACAUCACCAACGCCCUGCCGCAGAGCAAUUUGGCCCAAGACUCUUUGGGCCGGCCAAGGCGGACGGUGUUCACGCGAGCGGUGGAGGCCUGCGAUCUGCACUGGCAGGACAGCCACCUCCAGCGCAUCAUCAGCAGUGACUUCUACAUCUCCCCGGCCUACCAGAGAGAGGGAGAGAGCCUCCUCUUCAACCCCCAAGGCCUGCCGCUGUGGCUGGAUCAUGUACCGACUGCCUGUGCACGAGUGGAUGCUCUCCGUUCCCAUGGUUACCCCCGGGAAGCCUUACGCCUGGCUGUGGCCAUCAUUAACACCUUGCGGCUUCAACAGCAUCGACAGCUGGACAUUUACAAGCACCAGAAGAAAGAGCUCCUCCAGAGAGGAAUGACCAGCACCACGAAUCUGGAGGGGUGGGUCGGCCAUCCUCUGGACCCCAUUGGCUGCCUUUUCGCCACUCUGACAGAGACCUGUCGGGUAGAGGAUGACAACGCCAUGGAUACAGGAGACUCCAGCGAGCCCAAGCCGCCCGUGUACCAGCACGUGUCGGUGUGGGGCUGCCUGGACGGCAGCGAGUCGUACCUGGCGCUGGCGCUGGAGGUGGCGCUGAUGGGCAUGGGGCAGCAGAGGCUGAUGCCUGAGGGGCUGUACGCCCAGGACAAGGUGUGCCGCAACGAGGAGCAGAUCAUCGCCAAGCUCCAGGAGCUGCAGCUGGACGAGCUGCUGGUGCAGACGCUACGCAAGCAGGCCAUCCUGCUGCUGGAAGGAGGUCCUUUCAGUGGCAUGGGCGAGGUCAUCCAUCGGGAGAGUGUGCCCAUGCACACCUUUGCCAAGUACCUGUUCACGGCACUGCUGCCCCACGAUGCCGACCUGGCCUACAAAGUAGGACUGCGCGCCAUGAGGCUGCCUGUGCUGGAGUCGUCGGCUCCAUCGGGCGAUAUUGGUCACCAUGGCCUCUCGAUUGUGCCUAGUCGUUAUCCUCGCUGGUUCACUCUCGGCCACCUGGAGUCUCAACAGUGUGAAGUGGCCUCCACCAUGCUCACCGCAGCGAAAGGUGACAUGUUGCGUCUCCGAACGGUCCUGGAGGCCAUCCAGAAGAACAUCCACUCUCCAUCCCUCAUCUUCAAGCUGGCCCAGGAUGCCUUCAAGAUCGCCACCCCCGCAGACAGCCCCCCAGACAUCACACUGCUCAAUGUGGCCCUGGAGCUCGGCCUGCAGGUGAUGAGGAUGACUCUUUCUACGCUGAACUGGAGACGCAGAGAGAUGGUCCGCUGGCUAGUCACCUGUGCCACAGAAGUCGGCCUGCGUGCUCUGGUCAGCAUCCUGCAGGGCUGGUACACCCUCUUCACCCCGACCGAAGCCACCAGCAUCGUGGCGGCCACCGUCAUGUCCCACAACACCGUGCUGCGCCUGAGCCUGGACUACCCGCAGCGGGAGGAGCUGGCCAGCUGCGCCCGCACGCUGGCGCUGCAGUGUGCCAUGAAGGACCCCCAGAACUGCGCGCUGUCCGCCCUCACGCUCUGCGAGAAGGACCACGUGGCCUUCGAGACGGCCUACCAGAUCGUCAUCGACGCAGCGUCCACGGGCAUGACCUACUCGCAGCUGUUCACCAUCGCGCGGUACAUGGAGCACCGCGGCUACCCGCUGCGCGCCUUCAAGCUGGCGUCACUGGCCAUGGCCCACCUCAACCUGGCCUACAACCAGGACACGCACCCGGCCAUCAACGACGUGCUGUGGGCCUGCGCCCUCAGCCACUCGCUGGGCAAGAACGAGCUGGCCACCAUCAUCCCGCUCAUGGUGAAGAGCGUGCACUGCGCCACCGUGCUCUCGGACAUCCUGCGCCGGUGCACCAUGACGGCGCCAGGGCUGGCGGGCAUCCCCGGCCGCCGCAACUCGGGCAAGCUGAUGUCGACGGACAAGGCGCCGCUGCGGCAGCUGCUGGACGCCACCAUCAGCGCCUACAUCAACACCACGCACUCGCGCCUCACGCACAUCAGCCCGCGCCACUACGGCGAGUUCAUCGAGUUCCUCAGCAAGGCGCGCGAGACCUUCUUGCUGGCCCAGGACGGACACAUUCAGUUCGCCCAGUUCAUAGACAACCUUAAGCAGAUCUACAAGGGCAAGAAGAAGCUGAUGAUGCUUGUGCGAGAACGAUUUGGCUAAAGCCGCCAACCAAUCGGGGGCCUGGGGAAGGGGUUUCAUAAGGAACUGCUUUUUUUUGUCAUUUAUUUAAAUCCAUCACGUUAUUUUAUUUUUUUCCUCUCUUGUUUUUGUUGUCAUUUUUUGGUGAAUUUUAUUUUGGUGAUUUACUUGUUGACUUGAGUUGUUUUGUGUGUGUGCGUGUGAAUGUGUUUGUGUCUGAGAGUGAUUUUUGUGCGUGCGUGUGUGCGUGUAAGUAUGUGAGUGUGAGUGUGAGUAUGAGCUGUUCACUAAGUUAUUCUACCAGGUAGAACCUGUGGAAGAUAAGUAGAAACACAAGCAGAAUGGAGGAGUAUUUUACCUAAUUUAGUAAAAAAAAGAGCAUAUUGUGGUUUAACAAAUGUAGAAGUGGCACAUAAAGAUAAAAACCAAAUGAUACAUGGGGCAUACUUUGAGCCAGGGGAAUCUUUCCGUCGACAUGGUUGUCAGGGGACUUUUUGUUUUGUUUUGCACAAGCUUGAAUUUUUUUUCAGAAAACACACGAAAUGCAGAGCGUCAUUCCUACGAAUACUCACAAGCUAGUGUUAAUACCUCGACUGUAUUCCAAGACUCAGCUUUAAUGUGUCCGUGUGUGGAAGAGGAGCCAGGUCCUCUGGCCCCCUCUUGCACUGCGGUGGGCAGGAGUGGGCGGGGUGGGAGCCGGGGGAUGGUCACACCAUUAGCAGUCCGUUCCCAAAAUCCCUCAGGUGCCUGCCUCUCUCUCCCCCCCGCCCCCCCCCUCCCUGCUCAACCUCAGCCAAGCUACCGACCUUAAGCCCAACAUCCCCACCUCCUUCCUCUUCUCUCUACAUCCUGAUCGUGUUGAGUAGCAUCUCCUUUUCUGCAGAGCAACAGCAGUGCUUUUUUUAAAAUCUGUAUGAGGAAGGUGAGGAAGAGCUCAGACUGUUUAGUGUGGCAAAGUUUUGUGCUUUCUGUAUUCUACAGAGACAUGCAGACAUAAUAGAGACUGCAGUUGAGCCAGGUUGACUGUUCCAGACUUCAAGUUAAUAUUGGGUUUGCCUUUGGUUUACCCUCGUAUGGUUAUAGGGUAGAACUUUUACUUGUUUUUUUCCUGGCUUUUAUUAUUUUUAAGUCUGAUAAUGGAAGAACAGAGCUGUGUAAAAAGGGGGAUAUUUAUUCAAUCAUGUCAUAACUAUGGUGUUUUAUCAGCCUCCCAAUUCCCAAUUUAUCAGAGUUAUUGCUGUUCUUCGACCUCCCAUGUCUGGCUAAGUAACCAGAAAAAUCUUGGAAUUGAGUAUCAAAAUGGCAGUAGUAUUGGCCUUCAAGCACUUGACACUACUCUACCCAUGGGCCUUCUGCCUUUGGUCAGUAAAAACUAUAUUGAAAAAAAUCCUUUAUCCUCUCUCACUCCUCCAUCACACACACGCACACUAUUUGGCUGAAUAUUUGAAAAAAUAAAAAGAUAUUUAAAAGUGUGGAAUUUGAAAUUCGAAAGGAUUUUGUAAUAAUUAACUGGGGGGUGGGUUUAAUGAUUGUGUACUAUCUUCCACAUUCCAUGAUGGCCACCCUCCGUAAAGUGCCCCAGUGUGAACACUUAGAAUGCAUGCUGCAAUGUGCACCCGAAGGAUCAUGGGAGGAGUAGAGUUCAAAGAAAAACAAAAUGAAAUGAAACAAAGUGAAACGAAAGUAAACAUGAAAAGAGAUGCUCAACUCCGUUCUCAGGGAAUCACUUAAAGAAAUGAAACAAAAAGUAGUAGCAGAAGCAUUUAAGAUAUUGUAAAUAUGAAAGUGUCAAUUCAAGAAAAUUGUAAAGUUAUAAUUAUUUAUGGUGACUGUUUUUUUUUCUCCUUUUUUUUGUUACGGUUUGGUUUUGUGUUUAAUUUUUUCACAUACUUGAAUUUUUUGUGGGCUGGGAAUGUGACAACAGCAAGAGGAGAAAGAAAAGACUUUGAAAAUUCUCAGGUGCUCCUGUGUACAUUUCUCUGAUUUUCGUUCAUUUGUAUCGGUUUUGCAAUGUGUUUAAGCAAAAGAUUGGAGACUGGAGGACAAUUGUGAGCAGGAAUGAACAGACUAUGCAGACCACGUAAUGGUACCCCCUCUCCCUAACACAUAAACACAAACACACACACACACACACACACACACACACACACACAUGCACACACACCUAUGUACACACACUAGACCCGUACACUACACUUUGUUUUCUCUUGAAUGGCUUCCAGCGUACUGAGAGAAAAAGUGUGGGACAUUUUCCCCCAGAUUUUUAAGACACAGAUUCAGACGGUUCGCAUUUAACAAGUACCUGCAUGUUGUGUGAACCGCAGCUGGCCUUUGCCUUCGAUAGAUUGACACACAAGUUCUUACUUCAAACUUUAAGCCUUAUUGUAUUCUCUCAAAGCACCAGUGUGUGUUUGCAAGACUGUAGCGAUGGAGAAAUGUCGCCUUUGGCCUCCUCGCCCCCCUGUUUUGAGUGCAGGAGGCUGGGUCCUCUGUUGGCCCACCAUAACCCUUCCCUGUAGUGAUCCGCUUAACCAAUCCCCCACACGCCCGUCCCUGAUCCCAUGCUCAGCAGAGGAAGAGGGUGGAUGUUGUUUUUUUGUUAUUUUUUUAGUUCUCCUUUAGGGGGAGCAGGGAGAGGGCACCCUGGAAUGACUAACUGAGUAAAAGCCCUGUGAGGGCCUCUCCUUUUACUGGGACCCAUUGCUCUUGUAAAGGACUUGACUCUUGACAAGACAUGCCUGACUCAUCCUGUGCCCGUAUAUUAGUUCUGUGUUGGGGUUUUGUAUUUUGGUUUUCAUUUUUGUUUUGUUUGGUCCCUCUUCUAGUUCUCCCUAGGGAUCAGCAACGCUCCUGAAGGCUAGUAAUUUUGCGGCUUCUUUCAUGGGCCAUGUUAACGAAACGCCACUCACCAUCCGUUCAUCACCCCCUUUAUCUCACCUAGAGGUGAGAGCAAAAGACAAGCAGACUGAGGGAAUAAUUGCCUUUUCCAAGAAACAUUACUGCAGGAUGAGCUAGUGUCGCCUGUUCUAUACAAAAAAAAAAAAAACGUUUUUUGUUUUGUAGUGGAAUUAGACAGUCCUAUGCCAUUGCAAAGAAAACAGAAAAAAAAUACAAAAAAAUGAUGAAAAAAAUCCCUUGGCUUUCCUCAGUCCCCACUCCCAUACUCUGAGUGUCUAUGUGUUAACUGUACCAGUGUUUAAACCCGUCCCUAGACUCUUUAGAAGGAAAGCAUAAUAAUCGCUGGUAGAGAUUGUUCACUAGUUCAUCUACUGUUUCAAUUUUAUUUGUCUUUAAUUUUAUUAUUUUUUUACUGUUUAUUUAAGGGAAAAGUGUUUGUCGCCUCUUUGUGCUACUGAAUUGUAAGAAAAAGUUAUCCAGUAUUUGUUGCCACAAAAGUAUAGUUCAUCAACACUUUUUGUUCGUGCAACCUCUUGAGCUAAUGUCUAUAAACAAAAAUUUAUUACUAUUUAUGUAAUGCUACUACCAUUUUAUAUGAUUUGUGUUGGAAGUUCAGUGCUUUUCUAUGAAUAAAGUGUGAAACACA
Molecule: messenger RNA, 7034 nt
Organism: Engraulis encrasicolus (European anchovy)
Lineage: Eukaryota; Metazoa; Chordata; Actinopteri; Clupeiformes; Engraulidae
Gene: zswim5
Product: zinc finger, SWIM-type containing 5
Exons: 14
Coding region: 68-3511 (1147 amino acids)
Cellular component (GO): Cul2-RING ubiquitin ligase complex
Source: RefSeq, a predicted model, not a curated record